Clunio marinus is the source of this 192-nucleotide messenger RNA. The record is from the annotation of a GenBank genome assembly. Lineage: Eukaryota; Metazoa; Arthropoda; Insecta; Diptera; Chironomidae.
AUGGAAAGUGCGAUCUGGGCACAAAGUGCGAAAAAAAAAUUAUUUUAUGGAACGAGACCUUUUGCUACCACCAUGUUCUUAAUUCAUUCUUAUCAGACCACGGUAGUUAAGAGGGAAAUGAAAGAAAAAAAAAAGAAAGAUAGCGAAGGUGAUGGAAAAUUACCACAUACAAUCAUUUACAUCAUUCACUAA